Messenger RNA from Ixodes scapularis (black-legged tick), 1519 nucleotides. RefSeq lists its product as uncharacterized. Gene Ontology annotation, molecular function: zinc ion binding. Bases 45 to 1481 code for a protein of 478 amino acids. Lineage: Eukaryota; Metazoa; Arthropoda; Arachnida; Ixodida; Ixodidae. The transcript is spliced from 3 exons. The record is from RefSeq and is a predicted model, not a curated record.
GCGUGGUGUUUGCUGCUGUUUCUGAGCUCGUGCUAAAUAGUGGCAUGGCUGAAGCUUUCGUUUUAACUUUAGAGACAUUGCUAAAGCACAUUGGAGGUGAAGGCGACCGUCGCAUACGGUGCAUCGUUGAAGGCGAAGCGGUGUUGAACGCCGGUCACCUUCUGUGUUGUGGCAUCAGCGCGCACUCCGUGUCUUCGCUCACAAUACAAGCGUUGUGCGUACAGACAAGCAGCCCGAAACAAAAGCCACACGAGCUGCGAUGCGUGGUCUUUCAAGACGGCAAGGUAGAGGCACUCUGCUCUUGCAAGGCAGGCGCAUCUCAACGGUGCAAACAUGCAGUUGCUCUGAUGCUGUUUGUAAACCGUGUUGGGACAUCAAACCUCGAGCAACUCUCUCCAACGGACCUGAAGCAAGCCUGGGGUCAUUUACGGACAACGCAGUUGUACGAGCCGAAGAUGUUGCAAGAGCUCUGCCACGUACACGCCGUGCCGGAGGUACAAGUGGACGACAUGGUGCUGGAGGACAUACGUAGCGAUCUCCUUUCGUGUGCCACGGAAUCUGCUCUUGCCCUUCACCUGAAAGGCAGGAAAACAAGUGAGGUCAGCAACCAUGGCAAAAGUCCAGGAGGCAGCUCCGGCGCUGUAAGUGCUGCCGACACUGAUUUCUUCCUCGGCAUAAGUCGCAGCACCUGUGUAAAACAGUAUGAACAAGUUAGUUUUCACACCGUUGCUUUUCUUGAUGUUGGGCACUUUAGAAUCAACAAGUUCAUGUGGGAAGAUCUGUCACCUCAAGAGCAGCAAUUUUACGAAAAACAUGUUGCCGUGACAGCUGACGAGGCAGCAGCCAUUUGCCACGACACACUCUUACAAGAGGGCGGUCGUUGGCAGCGCGAGCGCAAGCUGCGCAUUACUGCUAGCAGGUGUCGUGCCUACUUCACCUUUCUCCCUACGGAACACCGGUCGUGGGCAGAAAAGGUCCAGCUGAUGUACUGCGAAAGCUUCCGAGGAAAUAAGGCGACCCGGCAUGGGAAACGGUGCGAAGGACCUGCCUUGGAAAAAUACACAGAAAUGACGGGAAGCAGUGUCCGAAGGUUCGGACUCGUUGUAAACCCACUUGUACCCUGGCUCGGGUGCAGCCCUGAUGGUGUUGCAGAGGCAAAUGGUGUGCCGUCGAUCCUGGUCGAGGUUAAAAGCCCUGAGGCGGGAAUAAACACCUCAGCAAGGGAGCUGAUCGCUGCGAAGAAGGUUGGGUACAUGAUCAAAGAGGGCGAGAAUUACCACCUGCGAAAAAAACAUUCACAUUACUCUCAGUGCCAGCUGGGAAUGUUUUUGUUAGAUCUCAAGAUGGCUCACCUUAUGGUGUACUGUGAGAAGGGCUCCCUAAUCAUCCCUGUGAGCCGAGAUAGUGCACACAUUGACGAGCUCGUUAGGAAGCUUGAAUUUGUAUACUUCAAACAUAUUUUAUGCAAGCUAGCGCAGUAAGUCUUGCUGUGAACAUUGGUGCUGUCGGCUUGCUUUAC